Messenger RNA from Chlorocebus sabaeus (green monkey), 2675 nucleotides. The record is from RefSeq and is a predicted model, not a curated record. NCBI's taxonomy places the organism in Eukaryota, Metazoa, Chordata, Mammalia, Primates, Cercopithecidae.
UACACUGCCCGCGUUACCACACACCCAUAAAGCGACAUCAGCCGUCUCCGGGCGGAAAGGGGUGGAGGCUGACCCUCGCCCUUCCCUCCAGCGCCGGCUUCAGGUGUGCCUUCUGCUACCUCCCGGACUGCGAACGGGGGCCCUCCGAGCUCCGGGAGCCCCUGGAAGAGGAAGACUCCUCUCACCCCACUAGGUAUCAUCCGCUCUCUCCCGCUUUCCACCUGCGCCCUCGCUUGGGCCAAUCUCUGCCGCACGUGUCCAUCCCUGAACUGCACGCUAUUCUCCACCCCCGGGGGGCUCCUGCGCACCGAAAGCCCGUUCUCCCCGGCAGGUUGUGGGAUCGGGCGACGGCUGACCGCGCGCCGCCCCCACGCCCGGUUCCACGAUGCUGCAAUACAGAAAGUUUACGUCGGCCCCAACCCGCGCGGGACUGCAGGGUCCGCCGGAGCGCGGCGCAGAGGCUUUUCCUGCGCGUUCGGCCGCUGGAAAGGGGCGGGAGGGCUGGCUCCGGGAGCGCACGGGCGCGGCGGGCAGGGUACUCACUGUGAAGCACGCUGCGCCCAUGGAUCAUGUCUGUGCGUUACACCAGAGGCUCCGGGCUCCACUAAUUCCAUUUAGAGACGGGAAGACUUCCAGUGGCGGGGGGAGGACAGGGUCGAGAGGUGUUAAAGACGCAAAGCAAGAACGAAAUAAAGGGGGCCCGAGAGGGAGAUCAAAAGGAAGGGGGAGCUCCGAGCCCACGCUGCAGCCAGAUCCGGAUGAGUCCGUCCUCCGCCCCGGGCGGGCUCUCGCUCUCGCUGGCCCUCAGCGCCGCGCAGCCAGCAGCAUCCCCACCGUGACGCUCGCAUCACACCCGGGCGCCGGCCGCCACCAUCCGCGCCGCCGCCGUCAGGACCCUCCUCCCGGGCAUCGUCGCCGCCGCAGGGUCGGGAGGACGCGGCGCGAGGCAGGCGGCGAGCGCGGGGCGAGCCCCGGGACGCCCCCGAGCCGGGGCCGGGGAGCGGGCGCAGCGAGGUGGGGGCCAGUCCAGACCGACGGCAGCGACGGAGCGGGCGGCGGCGGCGGCAGGGAUGGCUCAGUCCCCAGUCUCAGACGCGCCGCGCAGCAGGUCGGAGCAGCCUCCCCGGGAGGAUGUCCAGCGGCAGCGCUCCUCGCUCCAGCCCUUGGGGAUCUUCCGCUGAGGCAUUGAAGGCAGGAGGAAGGGGUCCGUCAUCGGCUCGCCGGGCUGCGCGCCACCUCUGCGAUCUUGCGGAAAGAGGAGCGGGCGGGUGGGCGUCUGGGAGGCGGGCUGGAGGGCGGUGCAGGGGAGCGGGGUGGCGGGGAGGGGGGGCGGGGAAGGGAGGGAGGAGGAAGGAGCCGGAAGAGGGCAGAGUUACCAAAUGGGCGCCUUAGUCAUGGCUUGGGGCUCCGCGACCCUCCUGGAAGCCCGGAGCCUGGGUGGGAUAGCGACGCUGCGCGCAGCCGGCGCCCCGGGGCUGGUGCGCGGCGGAAUGGGGCCGCGGCGGCGGCGGCAAGGACAUCCCAACCGAGCGGAUCUGGGGGAGGGGCGGGGAGGGGGUGAGGACCCGGCUGGGAUCCGCGGCUUGGCCCGCCAGGGCGCAGAGAGAGGAUGCAGCCGCAAAUCCCGAGCCGGAUCCUCGUGCCGGACGGAAGGCGUGGAAGCUGGAGGGGCCUUCGUGUGAAAAUCCCUUGUGGGGUUUGGUGUUUCACUUUUUUAAAGGUUAGACCUUGCGGGCUCUGUGCCUCCCACCCCUUGUUUUCCAUCCGCGCAAAGGAACUGGGCGCCCCCCCGCUUCUCUCCCCGGGACGCAGGUUUCGCCGCGGACUCCGCGCUCAGCUUGGGAGACACGGCAGGGGCGCGCCCCAGGGAAAGGCGGCGGUAAAAGUUUCGCGGCUGAGCACCGGGCCUGAUGCCGAGUGCCCCCCACCAAAUUGCUCCUGCAAAGACGCGGGCUUCUUGCAAUUAACCCCCCCACUUCGAGGUGUUUAAAACCACCCCAAGGCACACACGGACCCCCGUUCCCUCGCGCCACUUCCCCCUGCAGGCGCGCGCGGCGCGUUAAAGUCUGAGAGACAAGAGUUGCGAGGAAACAGCACCGGAAGAGCCCGGGCUUGUACAAUGCGAAUCAAUGAAUACGAAAUAACUGCAACCGCCAGGCAGCUCCGGGAAGGGCUGGAGCGUGCGGGGGUGCGGGGAGUCCCUCCCUGGGCGCCGCAACGGCACCUCCUCCCUUUCCCGGCUCCGUCCCGCCCUCCCUCCUCGGCCUCUGCGGACGCGGCCCACGCAGACCACAGCAGAGCUCGCCGGACCCCGGUACUAUGGAGGCCAUCCCGUCCGGUCACGCACACCCGCGCCGCGGCUGGGGCUCGGGUUGGUGACUGUGGCGGCGAAGAAGCCGUGGCUGGAGUGUAGUGAUGUGAUCAUAGCUCACCGCUUCUGCCUUCCUAAUAGCUGAGACUACAGGCAUAUGACUCAGGAUUCUUAACUACAUAUACAUGGAUAGAAGUGCAUGAACAGAAAAUCUGCUCUUCUGGAAUACCAAAUGCAAAAUUAAAGUCACUACAAGCAGAAUUUGGAGAAAACAAAUAAAAGAUGCAAUGCAGUUUUUAAAAUCAUUGUUAAAAUAUAAUGAGCCUGUACUUUGCUUAAACAAUAAAAACGUCUUUGAUUUAUA